This is a messenger RNA of Adineta ricciae, 290 nucleotides long. Lineage: Eukaryota; Metazoa; Rotifera; Eurotatoria; Adinetida; Adinetidae. The record is from the annotation of a GenBank genome assembly.
GAUGUUGGUAGUGCGAUAUAUGUUUUAUUUUGUUGAUACAUAAACUAAAACUCGAAGUGUAGAACAUAUUUCAAUAUGGUAAGUAGAAGAGCGUACGCCGUAUAAGACGAAGAAAUCUUCUUGUUCUUGCUCAACGUAUCUGUCAAAUCAUAUAUACGACUCACGCACACGAUUUUUUACGUAAAAAGCUACUUCCAUCAACUAUGGGUCUUUGUGCAUCUGGUCUCAGCUCGGAAGAGCGUGAAGCUAUGGAACGAAGUAAAGCAUUAGAUAAACAAUUGAAAGAAGAU